This is a messenger RNA of Recurvomyces mirabilis, 1932 nucleotides long. RefSeq lists its product as uncharacterized. Gene Ontology annotation, biological process: glucosylceramide catabolic process. Gene Ontology annotation, molecular function: glucosylceramidase activity. The coding region runs from base 1 to 1932 and encodes 643 amino acids. The transcript is spliced from 3 exons. Lineage: Eukaryota; Fungi; Ascomycota; Dothideomycetes; Mycosphaerellales; Teratosphaeriaceae. The record is from RefSeq and is a predicted model, not a curated record.
AUGUUGCCACUGCUCCCUCUUAUUCUAGAUCGUCAGACCAUCUUCCCACUGUUGUACAUCAUCUACAGGGCUAGAGAGAUGGCGAGCACACAAAAUCUCCGCCUCGCUGCCUGCACGCUUGCCUUCGCCACAGAAAUUGCUGCACAAUCCAUCAACGGCCUGGGCGUCUCUGGAGGCGAUGGACCACGAGGAGGCAUUGGCGAUGGUGCUCACCCCGUCCAAACAGCACAGUCUUUCAUCACGGACGCCCUGAUCCCAGUACCCAACUCCAACACGACUAGGCAGCUCGCACAAGGUCCAGCCCCAGUCCUGUCGACAAGUAAUGCUACAGCAAACUGCAGCGAGCAGCGAAUAGUCGUUGUCGAUUCUUGUUCGGGUGCUCGACAGCAGAUGCUUGGCUUCGGCCACUCAUGGACUGACUCGACUGUUUCGACCUUCAACAGUCUCGAACCUGAUAUCCUGGACCAGCUAAUGCAGGAGCUUUUCGGCCAGGGCGGUAACAACAUGGGUUUUAUGCGCCAUACCAUGGGCUCAAGCGAUCUCAGUGGAGCACAACAGUACUCAUUCGAUGACAACGGACCGGCUUACAACGACGGAGAGCCUGAUCUCGAUCUCUCGCAUUUCACUCUUGGUCCAGACGGAACGGCGAUGGCUCAGAUGCUUGCCCGCAUGGGUCAGUACAAAGGCGAUGUCUUCCUAUACGGCGCUCCGUGGUCACUCCCUGGCUGGAUGAAGAAUAACGAUCUAUUCAUUGCUGGCAUUGAGAACAAUUACGGCCAACAGUAUCCACUCCUGAAUAAUUCUUUCAACAUCAACCUGAUUCCACAGGCUAUCGACUAUUACCUCAAGUACAUCGACACCUAUUUGUCAGAAUUUGGCGUAAGCAUCAAUGGCCUGAGCAUGCAGAAUGAGCCGUUGAACUAUCAAGGCGGCUAUCCUACUAUGUACCUAGAAGGUGCAGAUGAGGCUGCCUUGCUCAAUCAAGGCCUUGGCCAAGCUCUUCUGGAUCGCGGUGUUCUUGCUAUGGCGUAUGACCACAAUACCGAUCAACCAGUGUAUCCCUACCGAGUACUCCAAGGAGCACCAGACCUCAUUCGCUCUGUUGCAUGGCACUGCUACCAAGGUCCGGCACCGAACUACACGGUCAUUGAAGACAUAUAUCGCGCCUUCCCGAACGCUAUACAAUUCAUGACAGAGUGUACCAGCUACCUGCCAACUGUGAACACGGACAGCUUCCAGGUCGCACAGAGCUUCAUGUUACCUGUCCAGCAUGGUGCGUCUGGCGCCAGCAUGUGGGUCUUGGCCACAGAUCCGGAUUUUGGCCCACACUCCCCGUACGGUGGCUGCAAUGGCUGUCAAGGAAGCAUCAUCGUCAACUCCAGCAGCACAUACACGAAAAUGCACGACUACUAUAUGGUUGGACAAUUCUCUCGUUUCGUGAGACGUGGCUCGGUCAAUUACCGUGUUCUGCAAGGCAUCGAGGGAAAUGGGUUUACAAGCGACCAAUUUUACAUCCUCGCGAUUCAGAACCCAGACAAGUCGUGGGCUGUGAUCUUCAUGAAUAAUGUUGGCUCAGAUCAGGAGGUUGCGUUGUCGUUCACAGGGCAAAGUGGGCAGGUGUGGCAUGGUACCAUUCCGUCGGCAAGUGUCGUUACAUGGCUCCUGCCAUCUCAACAGAUUCUUGGUCAGACGAACGGCACACACCCGAAGAGCAGCUUGCCACCAUAUCCUUAUGGCAACACCACAGUGCCCGCCCUGACUGGUACAUUCGGCACCGGUAACAUGACCGCGACCCCACUGGGUGUGUGCAACAUCACAGUACCAACAACGACCAGUUCGUCGAGCAGCACUUCGGUGACUGCGCUGCCUGUGCCCGAUACAACGCACUCCUUCCCGUCUAUAUCGGUGACCGAGACUGCCUCGACAGCUUGA